AUUUACAAUACAGUAUGUUGCCCUGGCAUCUAAUGUCGUCAUGAUGAAAAGUCCCACGUCUGAUUGGUGGUGGUAAAGAGAUAAACGUUGAUAAAAGAUUUUGCACAGUGACACAGCAAUGAAGAACACCCAUCAAUACGAUGCAGAACUAUCUUGAGCUCUAAAAAGGUAUGAUAUGAACUGAAAAUAUGUAUUUUAUUGUAGAGAACUAUUAAAACUAUUAUUGUAGUUUAGCAUUCAUGCACUUCAAACUAUUUUAAAAUAAAUAUUGUUUACUUUAAAUAUUGUUAAUCAUUUAUUGAAAACUGAUUUUCAGGAACACAGAAACAUGGCACCAGAAGUCACUGUCAACCUUACUGAUGUUAAUUACAUGCAUCUUUGUUAUGAAAUAGAUAAUUUCUUUAACAUAAUGAAAGGCAAUACUUCUGCAAUGUGUGUUUCAUUAUAUAUUUUCCUUGGCUCAUUAUCUGUUGUCACAGUAUGUGGAAACCUUCUUGUAGUAAUCUCCAUCAUCUAUUUCAAACAGCUCCACAGUCCUACUAAUUCUCUCAUUCUCUCUCUGGCUGUGGCUGACCUGCUUGUUGGUGUUGUAGUUUUUCCUGUAAGCAUGACAUUUACUGUAACCUCGUGUUUUUAUUAUAAAGAUAUAUUUUGCAAAGUACGAGACAGCUUUGAUGCAAUGCUGAGCACAGCUUCCAUUUUGAAUUUAUGUUGUAUUUCCAUUGACAGAUAUUAUGCAGUGUGUCAGCCUCUGACCUACAGAACUAAGAUAAAUGUUAAUGUUGUCGUGGUCAUGAUCCUGCUCAGCUGGGGUGUUUCUCUUCUAGUUACCAUUGGCUUUAUGAUUCCAGAUUUAACACAUGAAAAAUGUGAAGAAAAUUGUUUUAAUGAUGCCCUACUUGCAGACAUUUUUGGACCCAUGUUCUCAUUUUAUCUACCAGUGAUUGUAAUGCUCUGUAUCUACCUAAAGAUUUUCCUUGUGGCACAGGAACAGGUACGCAGCAUCCAGAAUACAACCUGUCAGAGCAAAAAGUCUGGAGCAACUGUUAGUAAGAUGGAGAGAAAGGCCACUAAAACUCUUGCGACCGUUUUGGGAGUUUUCCUGAUGUGUUGGUCUCCUUUCUUUCUCUGUUUUACCUUUCAGCUUUUUCUCCAUGUAUCAGUGCCACUUCCAUUGUUUGAAACACUUAACUGGAUUGCACUGUUAAACUCCAUGCUCAAUCCCUUUAUUUAUGCUUUCUUUUACAGCUGGUUCAGAUCAGCUUUCAGAAUGAUUGUUUCUGGGAAAAUAUUUCAAGGUGAUUUUUCUAACACAAAACUGCUUUGA
This is a messenger RNA of Sander lucioperca (pikeperch), 1327 nucleotides long. Its product is annotated as trace amine-associated receptor 1-like. Gene Ontology annotation, biological process: G protein-coupled receptor signaling pathway. Gene Ontology annotation, cellular component: membrane. The record is from RefSeq and is a predicted model, not a curated record. The transcript has a single exon. Gene Ontology annotation, molecular function: trace-amine receptor activity. NCBI's taxonomy places the organism in Eukaryota, Metazoa, Chordata, Actinopteri, Perciformes, Percidae. The coding region runs from base 329 to 1327 and encodes 332 amino acids.